Molecule: messenger RNA, 1201 nt
Organism: Mandrillus leucophaeus (drill)
Lineage: Eukaryota; Metazoa; Chordata; Mammalia; Primates; Cercopithecidae
Gene: RPS5
Product: ribosomal protein S5
Exons: 4
Coding region: 294-1010 (238 amino acids)
Biological process (GO): translation; ribosomal small subunit assembly
Cellular component (GO): cytosolic small ribosomal subunit; ribosome
Molecular function (GO): structural constituent of ribosome; mRNA binding; rRNA binding
Source: RefSeq, a predicted model, not a curated record
GCAAGUACGGGGUAGCCAACAUCCGCCAGACCCGCUUCUAGGGCCGCUUUUGCAACUGCGCAUGCGCUUGGGCUGCGCCCAUUCCCUCUUGUCCAAAAGGUUCCUCUACAUCCUUCCCCCGGAUUGGUCCUUAGGGACAUGAUGGCCUUUUACGCAAGCGUCGCCCCUGCUGACCCGGAAGUUUUCUUCCCAGUUAAAAGCGUUGGCCCGCGGCGGCCGGCCUUUUCCUGUCUGUGCCAGGGCGGCGCGUGGUCUUCCGUGAGCGACAGAGACGCUCAGGCUGUGUUCUCAGGAUGACCGAGUGGGAGACAGCGGCACCAGCUGUGGCAGAGACCCCGGACAUCAAGCUCUUUGGGAAGUGGAGCACCGAUGAUGUGCAGAUCAAUGACAUUUCUCUACAGGAUUACAUAGCAGUGAAGGAGAAGUAUGCCAAGUACCUGCCUCACAGUGCAGGGCGGUAUGCCGCCAAACGCUUCCGCAAAGCUCAGUGUCCCAUUGUGGAGCGCCUCACUAACUCCAUGAUGAUGCACGGCCGCAACAAUGGCAAGAAGCUGAUGACUGUGCGCAUCGUCAAGCAUGCCUUCGAGAUCAUACACCUGCUCACAGGCGAGAACCCUCUGCAGGUCCUGGUGAACGCCAUCAUCAACAGUGGUCCCCGGGAGGACUCCACCCGCAUUGGACGUGCCGGGACUGUGAGACGACAGGCUGUGGACGUGUCCCCACUGCGCCGUGUGAAUCAGGUGAGCCUGGGGCUUACGCACGUGGCAGGGUGGACACAGCCGUGGGAGUGGGUGGGGUCUUCCCUGGGGCAGGAAGGCUUGUCUCUGCCUACAUGUUUUACCUGCAGCAUCACUUCCUCUAGGAAGCCUUCCUGGAUUCCCACCCUGCAUAGGGGCAGAUCCAGGCUCUGGGUCCUCUUCUGGACCACAUUUCGCAGAGGUCUUUCCUUUGGGUGUAUAUUUUUACACUGUGUGUGUAUAUUUACUUUUUUCUUUUUUUUUUUUGGAUAGUUUGAGAAUCAGUUGCAGAUACUCCGAUUGUGUUUCCCCUGAACACAGCACGUGUUUUAACAAAGAUGACCUACUCGCAUCGUCACCCCCAGGAACAAAUUUAACAGUAAUAGAAUAGUCAAAUCAGUCAUUGUUGCAUUUAGCAUCUGUGCCCAGAAUGCCCUUUAUAGUGGCUCAUUGUCAAUCGGGUC